This is a messenger RNA of Orbicella faveolata, 2378 nucleotides long. Its product is annotated as lymphokine-activated killer T-cell-originated protein kinase-like. Gene Ontology annotation, molecular function: ATP binding; protein serine/threonine kinase activity. The record is from RefSeq and is a predicted model, not a curated record. Gene Ontology annotation, biological process: protein phosphorylation. NCBI's taxonomy places the organism in Eukaryota, Metazoa, Cnidaria, Anthozoa, Scleractinia, Merulinidae.
CACAAACAAACAGACAGAAGCGUUUGAUUGUCAAAUUAUAUAUUCGAGCUGUGUUUGAGCAUUUUGCAGCCUUUCUAAAGCAUGGGCGAGUUUUCUACCCCCGUUAGCCAAAGAAGUGGAAGCCGAUUGUGCGACGAAGGCGGAAUAUCACCGUACAAUGCGUCGCCGUUUAUGAUCCCUCCAUCUCCCUUCAUGACAAGACUUGGUUGUGGUACAGGAGUUUCCGUUUACCGAUUUAACCGAGAGACCAACGAAAACGACUUGAGAUCUCCUUGGGCCGUGAAAAAGGUGAACAAGAAGGCACGAUCGGGAAUAAGCGAGAGACUGGCUUUGGAAGCCAGCAUUUUAAAACAACUCCAACACCCCAACAUUGUCGGCUUUCGCGCCAUUUCUGGCACUGUGGAUGGCGAACUUUGCCUUGCGAUGGAAGACUGUCAGAAAGCUCUGGAAGACAUCAUCGAAGAGAAAGCAUUUCUGGAGGAAGAUUUUACUCAUGAAGAAGUCCUGAAAGUCUCUUGGGCCAUUGCGAACGCUCUAAAUUACCUACACAACGAAAAAAAGAUCCUUCAUGGCGACAUAAAGAGUGGAAAUGUUCUUAUCCGAGGCAACUUCGACGCUGUGAAACUUUGUGAUUUUGGUGUAGCGAUCAGACUAAAAGAUGACCUGAGUGGGUUGAAAAAUCCAGGAGAUAGAUACAUCGGUACAGAGCCAUGGAAGUGCAAAGAAGCUUUAAAAGGCGAUGUUAUCACAGACAAAGCAGAUAUCUUCGCUUAUGGACUUCUGAUCUGGGAGAUGCUCGCUUUGAAUGUGCCGCACGUUGAUCUACUGGCAGACAGUGACUCAGAAGGUAACACAGGACUGACCAGUGACGAUGAGGAAGAUGAUGGUGACUGUGACACAGAGGAGUAUUUGGCAGCAUUGGGCACGCGACCACCUUUACCAGCUAAAUUUCAGACAGCAGAUUCCAUGAUGAGUCCUGUGAUUCAGCUGUUUUGCUGCUGUACCUCUGAAGACCCAAAAGAAAGGCCAAGUGCUAAAGACAUAGUUGCUGCUCUUCAGCCUGAGAUCAUAGCUAAAAAUGUCCAGAUUUAAGGGUACAAUAAGCUAGAAGAGUUUGGUACCUGAAUGUAUAGAAGCUAUUGCUAACAGUGAAUAGACUUGAUUUGCCUGAAAAUUUUUACAUAGUUUAGGGAUGGACUGAUACUGUUUUAAACAGAUUAAUACAAUACCAAAUACGACACUGAAUAUUUUCUUCAACAUCAAUUUGGAUAUCGAUACUGUGAUGUCGUUGAGUUACCUGGGAUGUCACUUGAUAUGUUUGAUGAAAUACAGGGUUGUCUCACACUAUUAGUGUUGAUUGUUGUUCGGUACUCGAAAGCUGCACCAACAACACAAACAAACAAGUCCAAGAGUUCAAUUUAUUAACUGAGAAAUGUCUAAAAACUGCUUUACACCUUUUUUCCUCACAUUUUCUGCUCAAUAUAACACAUUCAUCAAUGUCAGGUAACAAAACAUUCCUUCCAAAUUUCAACUGCACACAACAGUACUAUUCUUUUGUUGCUGACCAGAGUAAUGAGCAGCCUCUGUAGAAGACAUUUAGUACAUGCAGUAUCAAAAGGCAUUUCAUUUGAUGCCUCUUGCUGGCAUUGAGAUUUUCUGACCUGACCUUAAUAUGGGGGCUAUCAAAUAUUUGGUGUUUGUAUUGGCCCGUACUUAACAUAAUUCUUUUGUUAGCCUAAAAUUCAGCUGUAGUCGCCAGCCAGUAGAGGUGACUAAGUUUAAUCUAUAGCUAUCACAGACUUUACCUCAACUCACAGGAAUCUAGGUUGCAAGUCACAACCCUCCAGCUACUUAAAUGCUUGAUGGGUUGGUCUAAGAAUGAUUUUUGAAAAGACUGCACAACAAGCCCAAACAUCAUAAAAUUCACCUGUACAAGAGGCUAUAAAGUUAUUGGCACUAGCAGAUUUAUGACAAGUAUCGUUGAAGCAUUUUCAUGAAAUGACCUUCACUUUCCAUUUUGAGACUGAAUUAUAUUAGACAACAAGAAAAUGCCUCUACAUGUACAUGUAAAUCACAAAAUAUAUCAGGGAUUUUGUAAAAACAAUCCUAUGGUAGCAGUAUGUAGCGCUAAGUUUUCAUGCCAUGCAAUUGUGCGUUACAUGAUAUCGGAUGAAUUAUUGUUAGAAGCAAUUAUAUUUAUUUUAGAUAAUAUUACAUUGUCAGCAUUAUAAUGCACUGAAUAGACAUUUUGUACUAGAGUUGAAAACAUAGUAAAUAAUUAAAUACUAUUCAUGUAUUUAAAUUAAGAAAACCUGUAGUACCACGAAUUACAUGUAAGUUGCACGUUUUACACAAUAAAAUGCAAGUAGAAUCGGAAA